Dermacentor andersoni is the source of this 976-nucleotide messenger RNA. RefSeq lists its product as uncharacterized. NCBI's taxonomy places the organism in Eukaryota, Metazoa, Arthropoda, Arachnida, Ixodida, Ixodidae. The record is from RefSeq and is a predicted model, not a curated record. Gene Ontology annotation, biological process: proteolysis. Gene Ontology annotation, molecular function: metalloendopeptidase activity.
AGUUGUUAUCGCAAGUCCAAUGAGUCGCAGUUUCACACAGAUAAUCAUUAGUUGAUGGGGCUUUUUUAUUUUUUUAUUAUUAUUUCGAUUAUUUCGUGUGAUUUGUUUCGCCAUACGUCUUCGCUGAGAGUGUCUUUAUUACAGACGCCUGUGCGGCCAGUACCAAUGUGAAUCCGACCCCCUUGUUGUCAACGGUACCAGCUGGUGCAACAGAGGAGCCGACAGCUAUGAAGGCAUCGAUAACGCAGGCGUCUCCGUUUGAAAUCACGAAGUCCCCCCGCGAUACACACUCCUUCCUGGGCAUCUCAAUGCCGGAGUACCAGCCGCGGAGCAAGAACUCGCAUUCGGGAAGCGUACGCUGCAGGAUGGCGGUCAUCGUUCUCUUCCUGCUGGCUUGCGUGCUGCUCCCCUUGCUGGUCGUCACGUGGCUCUACUUGUUCGCCAAUCAGGACGCGCCGAGCUCCUUUCCCGUCUGCUCGACCGACGGCUGCCUGAACCACGCGGCGGCACUGAGUGCCAAACGGAAUCGUUCCCUGGACCCCUGCGAAGACUUCGGCCUGUACGUCUGCGCGGCCUGGAAGCGCAAGCACACGAGCCUCACCAGGACAAUCGUUGAGGAGGUGGUCCUGGACUCCAUUCUGGAGCAGAGCCGGCCGAAGAUGAGUGAAUACCACGGCGACGUGCCGUUGGGACAACGACCCGAGCACUUCAUGGCGCUGUGCGAAGCGGCCAGGCCGAGUGACGACGUCUCAGCCGUCAGAGCGUUCAAGGAGUUUGUGGAGGGCGAGCUUGGUUUCCUGGAUCCUCCUAAGAAGCCUCCUGGCGACGGGAGGCUGCCGGCCAACAGCAGCCUACACGCGCAGCUUCUCAAAGCACUGGUCGUUCUCAGCGGCAAGGUAUCGUUUAUAGUUGGCGCACUGCGUCAAUGAUACAUAUAUAGAAAGAGAAUAAAUUGAUUGCGAUUCAGCACCUGUAA